AUGGCAUCAAACGAAACAAACAACGCUCAGUACCUCUCGAUUGACAACUCAGAAAAUCGUUCGGCUUCUGCUCCUCCUUCAAUUUCUUCUUUUCCAUCAUCAAGGGGUCCCACAGAUACUUCCCACUCUCCUUCUCAAAAGCUACAGAUUCAUCCAAUUCUCGAAGCUCAAACGGAAUCUUUCAACGAAAUUAUUGCUGCCUCAGAUAAUACUGCAGAAAUGGCCCACUACUCCAGCAACACCUGUGAAUACUCAUACCCAGCAUCUACCUCUGGCGCUCCAUAUAGCUCUAGUCAAAUUUCCCAAACUGAGAUCAAUCAGAUGUUACACACCCUCCGCAGCCAUCGAGUCAACACGUUGACGGAACUCCGCCGUAUAGAAAAAGUUCUCGCAUCUGUAAAUCCGUUGGCAUAUUAUGCACCCAUGACCGAAGCCUGGAACCACUAUGUCUCAUCGAAUAACUUUCUCAGCGAGCUCAGAGGAUUGACGAGACAAUAUCCAUUCAGUACAGAACUCCUGGAGAGUGCUAAAUGGAGUGUAUACAACGAUCCAGAUAGCAGCAAGAGUUGGAAUUUUGCUUGGCUAAUUCUUACGAAAUUGAGAAAUGAACAAAUGGUAGCAGAAUUUGCUACUAAGACAGCAUAUGAGCCCGCAAUGUGGGGUAAUGCUACUCCUGAUCCAGCGAGUGCCACUCAGUUGGCUUCGGUCUUGACCCAGGAAUGGUCAAAGGCUGUUGACCAGAUGCUUAGGCACUGGUCUUCUCCACCUACGACUGACUCCUUCUACUGA
This is a messenger RNA of Morchella importuna, 789 nucleotides long. RefSeq lists its product as uncharacterized. The record is from RefSeq and is a predicted model, not a curated record. Bases 1 to 789 code for a protein of 262 amino acids. The transcript is spliced from 3 exons. Lineage: Eukaryota; Fungi; Ascomycota; Pezizomycetes; Pezizales; Morchellaceae.